Dothidotthia symphoricarpi CBS 119687 is the source of this 1858-nucleotide messenger RNA. RefSeq names its product 3-ketoacyl-CoA thiolase B. Gene Ontology annotation, molecular function: acetyl-CoA C-acyltransferase activity. Gene Ontology annotation, biological process: fatty acid beta-oxidation; phenylacetate catabolic process. The record is from RefSeq and is a predicted model, not a curated record. Gene Ontology annotation, cellular component: peroxisome. The transcript is spliced from 2 exons. NCBI's taxonomy places the organism in Eukaryota, Fungi, Ascomycota, Dothideomycetes, Pleosporales, Dothidotthiaceae. Bases 227 to 1468 code for a protein of 413 amino acids.
UGGCUUCCGCGUUUCCACCCCGCGUUUACUUGCCGAAGCUCGUAUAUCCGCCGCAUCGGACCUGCAGUUUAGCUUACAUUCCAACAACGCCAUGGGUCCGUCAUGCGUCGAGAUUUAUCGCGAACUUCGCUCUUCCGGUCUUCUUCACUUCUUCUCUUUUCCUCUACUGUUUGCGUAAACUGCUUUUUCUUGUCGUCGUUAGCCUAACAUCUCCACUCAUAUCACAAUGGCGUUCCUCCAGAAAGGCCUCAAGAACAUCCUCCAAAAGAACCCCACCGAUGUGGUCUUCCUCUCUGCUCUCCGAACCCCAGUAACACGAGCAAAGAAAGGCGGUCUUCGCGACGCGUACGACCAUGAACUCCUCGGUGCUGUUCUCAAGGCGACCAUCACCAAGUUCCCCAACCUCGAUCCCGCGAAAAUCGACGAUGUGUGCAUCGGCACCGUACUCGCAGAGCUCGGCGGUUCAAAAGCAGGCCGCAUGGCCGCAAACCACGUCGGUGUUCCGACCACUACAUCAUUCAGCACUGUGAACCGCGCAUGUGCAUCGGGACUCAGCGCUAUCACAUCAAUUGCGAAUUCAAUUGCUGUUGGGCAGAUCGACGUCGGCAUUGCAGGCGGUAUGGAGAGCAUGACGCGGAACUACGGUAGCAGGGCAAUCCCCACCGAGCUCUGGCCUGAGAUGAGAGACAGCUCCGUGAAGCAAGCAAAGGACUGCAUAAUGAGCAUGGGCAUUACAUCUGAAAACGUCGCGGAGCGAUACAACGUCAGUCGCGCGGACCAGGACGCCUUUGCCGCACAAUCCCAACUCCGCGCCGCGGCAGCGCAAGCUGCAGGGAACUUUGACGCCGAAAUCGUACCCGUGACAACACGCUGGAUUGAGCCUGAGAACCCGGAGACGGAGAAGGAAGUCACAAUCACAAAGGACGACGGGAUUAGGGCGAACACGACGGUGGAGAAACUGGCGAGCAUGAAACCGGCGUUCAAGAAAGAUGGUACCUCGACCGCAGGAAACUCGUCGCAAGUCUCCGACGGCGCGUCCGCUGCUCUCAUGAUGCGCCGCUCUACCGCAGCCGCUCUUGGCCUCUCGGACCAGAUCAUCGGGAAGUGGGCGGGCACACAAGUCGUUGGCUGCCAGCCGGAUGAGAUGGGCGUUGGGCCUGCGCUCGCCGUGCCAAAGCUCCUCGCUUACGCGGGUCUUGAGGUCAAGGAUGUGGAUUUGUGGGAACUCAACGAGGCGUUUGCGAGUCAAGCGCUGCAUUGCGUAAGGACGCUGGGAUUGGAGGGGAAGAUGGAUAGGGUGAACCCGAAUGGAGGUGCGAUUGCGUUGGGGCACCCACUUGGAGCGACGAGCGGGCGGAUGUUGGCUACGUUGCUAGGGGAGAUGGGGAGAAGCGGGGAGCAGGUUGGUGUGAUCAGCAAGUGUAUCGGGACAGGGAUGGGGAUGGCGAGCUUGAUCAUCAGGGAGUAGGGAGAUGUGUUUGGAUAUGAGGUGAUUGAAAAGUAAAAAUGAAUUUCUGAAAGACCUCGGGGUAUCGUGCUCGGCGCCGUGUCAACUCAUGCUCCCGUCUGAGCAACUCUUUCUCAAGUCGCGGGGCCCUUGUUUUUGCUCUUGUUUUGCUUCUUCUUGGAUCGCUCGGCGAGGAUCUCGUCUAGAAAGCUUUUGGGUUUGGCUUUCUGUCUGCUGGUGUCGCGUUUGACGUUUCUUGGUCUUGCUCCUGCUGCUUCGUCCUCGGAGUCGUCUUCCUUCUUCACCACCUCUGCACUCGCAAUACUCUCCUCCUGCGCCUCUCCGUCAUUCCCCUCUGCUAUUCUACCCUUCGCUUGUAACUCCUCCUCAUCCUCGACCUCUUCAUCCCGC